CAACUCUGUUGUUCAUGGCUCUUAUUUUGAAAUGUGUUGCGGAAGUGAGUCAGUUGCGUCCUCAACAUGGAGGGGUUUGUGGCAGACGGCGUGUCAGCGCCUUUACCUGGACGAUGUGCUUUUUAUGUAGCAAAAAAGAAACGAUACUGCAAGAUGAUUGUUGGAAGUGGGAAAACUUUCUGCGGUGAACAUGCAAACGCUGGUGAAGAAGAGAGUGAGAAAAAACGAAUACCCUGUCCUCUGGAUCCCAAACACACUGUAUUUGAAGAUAAUUUGGCUAAACACCUGAAGAAAUGCAACUCUAAGGAGAAACCAAAACCUAUUUAUUAUGUGAAGGAUAUCAAUGCUGGUUCUGCAAAUGAAGAUGAACCUAUAGAGGAGAUAACCAUUGCUGAGCGAUCCAAAGAGGAACUGGAAAAGUUGAUUGUGAAACUCAAAACUGCACUGAAGGGACUAAAUACCAAACUCGUUGAAAAAAUCCUCUCCCAUGCUGCUUUACAUGAGCCUCUAAGUGACCCAAAGAAUGGAGAUUCUGCCUUUAAACACCUCAAACAACAGGCUUCAAUUCUUGGAAACAUGGAGGUUUUAGAACUGCUCGGCCCGAACAGAUGCUACAUAGAGUUUGGAGCAGGGAAAGGAAAACUCUCCCACUGGAUUCACAUCGCUCUUAAAGCAGCUGAAAAUGUGAAUUUUUUACUUGUGGAAAGGUCCAGUACUCGCUUUAAGGUGGAUGGCAAGCACAAAAAUACAGGCUCGACGUUUGAUAGGCUUCAGGUUGAUAUUCAGCACCUUGAUUUAUCAAAGGUCCCUCUCCUGAGAAAAAAAGGACUUCCUAUUAUUGGUGUUGGGAAGCACCUCUGUGGUGCAGCAACAGAUCUGGCCCUUCGGUGUUUAUUUGAGCACAACUGCUCUGACAAAGAUGAUGAACCUCCAACAAAGCGCAUAAAACUCCAUCAGAAUGAGGGUGCUGGUGAUUUUAUUAAGCCUGUUCCCUCAACCGAAGGCAGGGAGACUGGCGAAAGGCUCAUAGUGUCAGGACUGGCCAUUGCUCUUUGCUGCCACCACCGUUGCGACUGGAGACACUACGUGGGAAAAGACUUCUUCACGAAGAGAGGUCUUGGACCAGAAGAGUUUGCUGCUUUUCAGCGCAUGUCAAGCUGGGCCACUUGUGGGAUGAGAAAAAUUGGGUCCAAUACAACGGAUAAACGAAGUGAACAUAAAACAGGUGAAGAGGAAGAACAUGAGAUAUGCGAGGACACUUUAGCAGAUCCCCUCAACGGUUUGAUGUCCAUUGAAGAUCGGGAACAGAUCGGAUGGCUUUGUAAGCGUCUGAUUGACCAUGGCAGAGUGUAUUACCUUCAGCAAAAAGGCUUUGAAACCAACCUGAAAUACUACACAAGCAGAGACAUUUCAUUGGAGAAUGUGUUACUAACAGCCGUUCCCGCAGCCAAUCAGAAUAGAGAUGAAUCUCAACAGCCUUCUUAA
Messenger RNA from Carassius gibelio (silver crucian carp), 1485 nucleotides. RefSeq names its product tRNA methyltransferase 13 homolog (gene trmt13). Gene Ontology annotation, biological process: tRNA methylation. The record is from RefSeq and is a predicted model, not a curated record. The transcript has 11 exons. Lineage: Eukaryota; Metazoa; Chordata; Actinopteri; Cypriniformes; Cyprinidae. Bases 67 to 1485 code for a protein of 472 amino acids.